Messenger RNA from Phytophthora sojae, 255 nucleotides. RefSeq lists its product as hypothetical. The record is from RefSeq and is a predicted model, not a curated record. NCBI's taxonomy places the organism in Eukaryota, Oomycota, Peronosporomycetes, Peronosporales, Peronosporaceae. The transcript has a single exon. Bases 1 to 255 code for a protein of 84 amino acids.
AUGAGUAGGCAAAACAUUGUACUGUUGUUUGUCGCUCUCUACUUCGCUGCCGUCGAUGUCGCUACUGGUUUGCAGACCACUCUCGACUCGGCCGAUAGUGUGCGCAUCCCGACGAGGCUGUUACGAGCGCAAGAAUCUGCGGACGUGGGAAACGUCGGCAAUGCUUUCCCUGCCGAAGAUGAAGGGCGGGGAGGCAAUGGAGCGUGGGUGUCGAGACUUGCGGAAUUACGUCGAGGCUGCGCAAGUUUGACAUGA